GGUGAGAUGGAGAGACAGAUGGCAAGAGAGGCGACAAGAGACUGAGGUUAACAGUAAGAAACAGAUAUGAAGGGUCGGACCGUGAAACUGCUGCUCUUUUUGAACCUCUUUUUUAUGGGGGGCCUUUUGAUCCUUCCCAUUUGGAUGACCAUGGAGAAAGUGUUGGACAAACCUCGCCGUACUCUAAUGGAUACAUGUAGCCUCUGCAGGGAAAGGAAAAAUCAGUACAUAGAUUUUUGCUCUCAAGCUUCAAAGACAGAGGAAACAUCGAGUCCCAGUAUAGACCAAUCUGCGAAAGAGCCUGAGAAGCCACAAGACUCUAAGUCAUCUGUCCCAUGCAAAGACUGCAGAAAGAAAAUAACCGAAAUGCUAAAGCCUUACUCUAAAGACUGGAAGAAACACGGGGAAAAGCACCACGAAAUAAGGUCUCAGCUGAACUUGAAGGUCAGUGGUUAUGAGAAGGCCAUCAUUACUCAGGAAAACACUCCAGUGGGAACGACGCUCGAAAUGGAUGGCCAGAAAAAGAGAACUGCCGAGGUGAAAGAAGGGCAUUUUAACACAUUUUUGAAGACGAAUCCUUUUGCAAAUAAAACGUACGAACGUUGUUCUGUUGUUGGGAACGCUGGGAUCCUGACAAACAGCACCUGUGGAAAGACGAUCGAUUCAUCAGAUUUUGUUAUCAGAUGCAACUUACCUCCUUUGACAAAUGAGUAUAGGGAAGAUGUUGGCGUCAAGACAAACCUUGUGUCAGCAAACCCGAGCAUCCUCCACCAGAAGUAUGGCUCUCUUUUAGAUUCUCGACGAGCGUUUAUGGAGAAACUGUGCCAGUAUGGAGACUCCAUGCUUCUCCUUCCCGCCUUCUCUUAUUCUGGAAACAUUGCUGUCUGUAUGCGGGCUUCCCACACGGUUAAAGAUUUUGGAAGCCCCAUGGAACCUAUCUACUUCAGUCCACAGUACUUGAAAGAUCUUGACACCUUCUGGCGCUCUCAAGGAUGGAACGCCGUACGGCUCAGCACUGGCAUGAUCCUGACUAGCAUGGCGCUGGAACUCUGUGAUGAACUCCACCUGUACGGCUUCUGGCCCUUCGAACUUCACCCAGAGACCUUCAAGGAGCUGACCAACCACUAUUACGAUGACUUAAGACCAAAGGGGGGCUUCCAUGCCAUGCCGGAAGAGUUUAAGCUCUUGUUACACCUGCACAACCAGGGUGUACUCAAGCUGCACAUUGGAGACUGUCCACCCAGUGAAGAGUAGUCUAACUGAGGGGGAAAAAA
This is a messenger RNA of Fundulus heteroclitus (mummichog), 1274 nucleotides long. RefSeq names its product alpha-2,8-sialyltransferase 8F. Gene Ontology annotation, biological process: oligosaccharide metabolic process; N-glycan processing. The coding region runs from base 67 to 1254 and encodes 395 amino acids. The record is from RefSeq and is a predicted model, not a curated record. The transcript has 9 exons. Gene Ontology annotation, molecular function: alpha-N-acetylneuraminate alpha-2,8-sialyltransferase activity. NCBI's taxonomy places the organism in Eukaryota, Metazoa, Chordata, Actinopteri, Cyprinodontiformes, Fundulidae.